GUCACAUAUAAACGUAAUGGAGAUGCAAGCGCGUACAUAGUAAUUGCUAGAAACUUUGAAACGAAGCCAUACGUAUCUGUCCAGCUGUACACAGCGUUACUCCGGCCAUGGAGUAUGUCUUCAAUCACUCGCUUGCGAAUGAUACGAGCAGGGUGCCCGAUCGCCGUAUGAGGCCACACUCUGCCUUUAUACCCACAGAAAGCUAUUAUAAGCAAAAAGGUAGUGUCGCUGAGGACGAUGUUGGCCGUCCAGUGUUGCAACACAAACCCCUCGCCAAGGGCGAGUUUACGCAGCUUUCAUUGGCGAAGGUGUUUGAGGAUGACCCGGGUAUGCGGCCAAAGGUUUUCGCGCAUCCGACUGUCAACAAAAUCAGCUAUGGCUUAAUGAGCCGCGAUGUGGAGGGCGCGGUGCCCCAACUCCAGCCGCCCCCAAACAAGAUCCGAGACACCAACCCCAUGCAACCCAUCUACAUCCUGCCCGGGAGCUCCACUCUGGCCGCGGAGGCAGCAGCAGCAGCAGCAGCGGCCGCAGCCUCCGAAACCCAGCAGCGCCCGCAGCACAGCUCUCUAGACGUCGCCGACAUCAACGCAGUGCCCUCCGUCUCCGAGCGCCCGCACAAGCUAGCCACACGCAACACCCAACUAAACACAUCAGACAUCCUGGGCAGUUGGCCGGGCUGGGAGCCGCCCUUUCGCGCGCAUGUCGGCAAGAACCUGCGAGACCCAGGGCUGGACGUGCGGGACAUCUCUGGGACCUACGCACGGCGGCGGGUGAGCUCAGCCAGACCAACCGUCGGCGGCCGUGACGGCAGCGGCGGCGGCGGGAGCAGAACCGUCGCGGCGGCGGCGGCUGCAGCGCCCAUGCCGGCCUGGCAGCAGCCUCAGCCCCAACCGGCCCCCCAACUGCCCGACAGUGCGGCGGCCGCCCCUCCUCCCUCCUGCACACCGCUGCCCUUGCGUCCUCCCAUCUCAGCUCCCCCGUACGCAACCUACCCACCCAGCUGCACGCGGACCGCCGACGGCUCCGCCCUGGACCGUACGACGGCGGCGGCCGCUGAGCCCCUCGCCUCCACCGUCGGCAAGCCGCACCCCGCUGCCCGCAACCCCAGCCUGCGCCACAGCGCCAAACGCGCCGCCGCGGACGCCCAGCUGGCGGCGGCGGCGGAGGCACAGCGCGUCAUCGCCUCGCUGAACCCAAGCAAGGAGGCGGUGGAGGCGUUCUGGCAUAACUGCCGCCGCAUGGAUCGCGAGGUGUGCGGAAAGCUGAGUCCGGGGGACUUCACGGCGGCACUGCAGCGGGCAAACGUGCUAGCAGCCGACAGCAGCAACCUGCCGGGGUCGGGCGGGAGCGGUGAGGUGGCGGCGGCGGCGGCGCUGGUGCGCGGGCUGCAGGACGGCAGCGGGAUGGUGUCGUACAGGUCCCUGGCGCGGGAGCUGCUGGGGCGCACACCGUCCCGUGGGUCGUCGGCUGGUUCGGGAGGUGCUAUUGCUAGUGCGGGGGCGGCGGCGGCGAAGGGGGCGAAGGCGGCAGCGGGGUCGGGCGCGGCGAGGAGACCGGCCUCUGCGACUCCCACUGUGUCGGCGUCACGUCCUGUGUCCAGCGGGUCGGGGGGAUCGGGUUCCGCUGCGUCGCAGGCCCCGCCGAUUGCGGGAGGACAGCAGCAACGUAACGUGUACUGGGCGCCGGAGUACGGGCCGGCGGAGGGCGCUACGCCGCCCCCGACUGCGGGUCGGAGCGGCAGUGCUGGCAGCGGGGGCCCCCCGCCCCCUCCCUACCACCCUCACCCGCAGCAACAAUACCCACAGCAGCAGCAGCAGUACCAGUAUCCGCAGCAGCAAACCCCGCAACCUAACGCUCCGACAAACGGUACUGCUGCCGGCAGCAGCAGCAUCACGGCGCAGUUCAACCUCUCCAACAACGACCAACCAACCGCCGCCCAACCAUCCCAGCAAUACCACCCGCACCACCCCCCGCCUCCGCCACCCCCGCACCCCUCCUCCCCGUCACCACCACCCUCCCCACCACAACCCCUUGCCUCAACACAGCAGCCCCCCACCAGCAGUAGCAGCCACCGCCCCCCCUCCCCCACCCUCGUCAACACUACCGCCGCCACCACCAGCGACUCAGCCGCCGCCGCUGCUGCCGCUGCCGCCGCCAUGGAGCCGCUGGGUCUUGGCCCCGGCUGGCCUCCGUCUCCCCACCAGGACCCCCUGCAGCGCCGUUCCGCCGCCACCGUCACCGCCAACACUGGCGUCACACUGCGUUUCGUGGAGGACACCAAUUUCUUCCCCUUCAAGUCGCACCCCUACUGGUUUGGCGGCCGUGGACCGGCGCCGGGGCCGGACGGCGGUGAGCCGCCGGGUGCGGGGGGGCCCGCGGAGGCGGCGCGCGAGUACCAGCCGAGUGAGGACAUCACGUCGUUCAUUGUGGGCAAGGGGCAUCAUCGGAUUACGGGAGGGGCAACGGGCGGCAGGCUGGAUGCGGCGGCGGAGGCGGCGGUGGUGGCGCGGCUGAGGCCCUACUCCGCCGCCAGUGGUGCGGAGGCGGCUGCCCUGGCGCACACCCCGGGGGCCAUCAUGCGGCAGCUCCAGCUCGACGGCCCCAUGCUGUACGUGGGUGAGCCCAACCCCGCUGCAGCAGCCGGCUCCUCGCUCAAGGGUGCCUCCGCGGCCCUCUUCGCCGCCUCCCGCCCGCCCCCCACCGGCCCCAGGCUGGGCCAGCACUCCCGCGCGCGCCCCUCCAGCGUGCCUCCCCGGGCUGCUGCCUGGGGGGCCCGCAGCGGCGGGGCGGGGGCGGGGGAGCCGCGGGUGGGGCGGGCGGCAGCGGAGCGGCAGAUGCUACGGGAGGAGAUUGCGGCGGUACGGCGGCUGCCCUGAGGUGUUUGGCGGGCGGAGGGAUGGAGGGGGGUUAGGGAGAGGGAGGAGCGUGUGCUUGAGGGUGGAGCGCAGACGCGCGAGGGAUUGGGGGGCUGGGAGAUUAGGAGGGGGGUCGGUGGGGGUGGCAUGUGAGCGGGGAGGGGGAUGUUGGCGCGUUCUAGGCGUGGGGUUGGUUGCGGUUGGAUGCGAGCAGGUGUGUGGAGGACGCAUGGCGCGGUGUCCUACCAAGGCAAUCAGGCCAUGAUCGGCGUUGAGGCACAUGGGACAGGCGGCAGCGUGGAGGGGUGCUGGGCCCCUGCUUCAGCCGUGUGCGUGGUCGUGACGGGCAUGGGGGGCGGGCGGAAAAGGGGGAGGUGGACGAAAGGGAAGCCGGCAUUGAAGUGGGAAAGGUGCACGGAGAGGCUGCGGGGCUGUGACGGGCGGCUGUUGAGGCGCGGCUGUUGGAGGAGGUGGGCAGCAGCCCCCGCGCUUUUGGUUCUGUGACUGCAGGAUGGGUGGGAGGAGUGGCGAUUGCUUAUUACCCGUCACUAGGCUAAAGCUCCUGACCAGGCAGCAUUGCUACUGUUGUGAAGUCGCUAGCGUGCUCAUGCUGGCGCUGUGGAAGCUUCUGCUCGCAAGGACAAACGUGUUCGCUGCGAUGCCCGUAUGUCCCGCGGGGUGCGGGAGUGUGCCGGUACUAGAUGGAGUCUGGGGUAUGUGUAGGUGCAUGGAUAGCCGCACCGGAGGGGGGGGGCAUCCUAGCAGGGAUGCUAGCGGGUGCUCCAUGCAACUGUAUUGCGGACCCCGCUGAGGCAGUCAGGGUGCCGCUGUGGUUGCAUAUAUGCGUUGGGCGUUGCUGGGUGGAGGAUGAAUGUGGAUGGGUGUAGAUAAAGGCUACCGUAUAACCGUAUUAGGGGCGCGAAGAUGCAGGAUGAGGGGAAUGGAGGGCCUGGUGCUGGGGUUGCAUCUGCAUCUCACUGCUUGGGGGGCAUUAGGGUUGAUGUUGCUGCCUGUUGGAGGCAGGUUUGGGCCUGUGUGUUUGGGUCUGCGUGUUUGGGCCUGUGUGAAGGCGGGCAGGGUUUUCCUCGCCAUUAAUGCGAUUCUCCUAUACCACCUAUGCGAUCUUUCGGUUGGUGAACCUUAUUGGGGGUCUUGGGUGGACCAACCUCAAGUUCGGUGUGAAAAGGCCCUGCGUUGUGCAUUUCUUGUCGGACGGCUUCUAACUUAAUAACUUAUCAGAUGCUUGCUUGCUUGUUUGAGGGGUUUCCUGCCCGCAGGGGCAGGACUGCCGCGUCGCUAUUGCGUUUGUCCUCCACCUCUGGUGUCAUUGGGUGUGUAUCCCAUUGCGAAGUUGGCCGGCGAGAACCUUGGGGGAUGCUGCGUGCCGGUGACCGGUGCUAACAGGAUUGCGUGGGGAGUGAGACGAAUUCAGGCGGCGUGCGGGCACCUUGGGAUCGCAAGCUUUGUUUGAAUUGGGUUGAAUGUUGAUUACCGGUAGCCAAUCAUACUGCACCUACCGGUACUUCAUACAGUUUCAUGCAUUGUAGACGUGUCGGCCUUCGCUGGCUGGCGAGGGCAAGAGGGUCGUUGUGUUGUCGUACGGCACUCAUGGGAGGUACCCAAUUGUAGCGUCUUGGCGGCUUCCCAUGACAAUGGAUCCAUGUGAACAUUGAGUGUUCUGAGAGCUGCUUUUGGUGCUACCUGGCAUGCAUGGAGCACUUGACUACCGGCACGUGGCAGCCGAGCAGUCCUCGCCAAGGGCUAGUUGCUGGCUGGUGAAGGGUAAACCUGCCCUGCCGUCAGGGCUUCCGCACCGCUCGAGGCUGGAAGCGUUGCCGCAGGACAGUGCCGUAGGCGCGAUGACCCGUACUUGCGGCUCGUUCUAGCAAGAGCCUGGGACGGCCCUCCAUUACCGCCGCGCCAUGAGGUUCUGCCGCCGCUCGGCUUCAUCCGUUGCGGCAACAGAGGGACAAACAUGAUGGCCAAAGGAGCGAACGCGCUAAGAGGCGUCGGCAGUUAGCAUUUGCAGUAAUAUAACUUAAAUGGCGACAGCUUGCAAUGUCCACCUCAAGGUCAUCAGCGGACAUGAGCUGCCAAAGACAGACAUGUUCAGCCAGAUCGACCCCUACGUGGUGGUCUCUGUCGGCGGCUCGGUGUUGGGUCGUACCGUCACGCGCGACAACAACCCCAACCCCGUCUGGGAGGAGGACUUCUUCUUUGAGGCCGAACAGGACGAGAACGGACUGUACGGCACCGUUCUCCUGGAUUUGUACGACGAGGAGGUCACACGGGACGAGCACGUGGGCACCAUAACCCUAGACCUCGCCUCCAUGGACCUCGAUUCCCUCCUGGAGGGCCCCCUGGAGCUGCCUGUGGUCUUCAAGUCCGACCGCCGCGGUCAGAAGUUCGCUCGGUCGGCACGCAACGCCCGGCUUGCCGUACAAGUCGUGGCAGUAGGCAAAGCCUUCUCCACAUACGCCGCUGAGCUGGGUGAUGUGGAAGACGCGGUCGUGGACGAAGCUUCCAGUACAUUCCUCAUGGCCCUCCCGGACACAGACGAAACCGUGUGGAUCGGCAUGCGCUUCGCACCCCGAUCCACACAACUCCUGCUGGUCACCACAUCUGACCCACGGGUCGCAAACGGCAGCGGCGGCGGCAGCAGCGGCGGAUCCAGCGGCGGAUCCAACAGCCCCUACUGGUACGACUUUUCGUACGGCAGCGGCGUGAGCCUGCGUACUGAGCGCGUGGUUUACCGCCGGCCGGUGCAGCUACUGGGGUUGUGGGUGGGUGUGGAGGUACGCGCCACCAACGUGCCGUUGGACGCGCGGCUGAGUCGCGUGCGUGUUGUGGAGCGGGAGCGGCGGCUGGUGGACACGUUGGACCCGGCGGAUGUGUUGGUGGGGGCGAACUACAUGAUCGGGAUGCCCUUCCUGGCGGCGGUCAAGGAGCUCUCCAAGCGCCCCAGCACGCAGGUCGACUCGCCCGCGCAGGCCCUCUGGCUCCGAAUGGACUCCAACCAGCCCCUCCCCGCGCAGCUCCUGCAACUUGACUACGCACCCCAACCAGCAGCAGCCGCUGCCGCUGCCACUGCUAACGAGGCGACUGCCGCGGGUGGUGGUGGUGGGGGCGGCGGCGGCAAGGGCGGCAAAGCAACCGGGGCGAAGUCCAACUUUCCAGCGCUUCGGGUCUGGUCCACCACCUCCGACAUGAACAAGGGCUAUGAGCUGGCGUUCUUUAGUGGUGGAGGGCGGAGCUCCGAGGGCCCGAUGGUGGUGGUUUCGGAGACGUUUCGGAAGCCGGUUGCCGUACUGGGCGGGGCGUACGAAGUCGUACACAUGUUGGAGUUGCGGGAUGCGUUUGUGGGGGACACGCUGGAGGAGGUUGGGCUGGGGUGCUAUGAGGUGGUCAAGGCAAACAGGACGUGGAGGUUGGGGAAGGUGUUGCGGAGAGCGGCGGCGGCGCAGCAGCAGGCGCUGGAGGAUGCGGAGGGGGGGUACGGCGACGCGGGCGGCGGCGGCGGAAGCGGGAGGUACGGCAGUGGCGGCGGCAGCGGCGGCGGAGGUGCGGUUGCACAUGUGCGGGGACUGCUGGCGUGGCUGCCAUGUUUUGCGCCGCCGCGGGAAGAUGCCUACGUUGUAGCUGACGGGAAGAAACGUGGAGGCGGCGUCAAGGGCAGUGGAGAGAAGAAGGACCGAGGAGCAAGGAGAGGUGGCGGUUGUGAUGGGGAGGAGGAGGACGCUGGACAGCGCAGAACGGGUGCUCGGAAGGGGACGAUUGCAGCGGGCGGCGGCAAGGGCGGCGGCGGCGGUGGAGGAUGGAGGGAGUCCCUCCGAGGGGCUCGCGAAGGCACCAUCGGGGGCGGGGGUCGCGGCAGGGAGGACAGCAGCAGUCCGCCGCCCCGCCGCGCCGCCUCCUCAGCGGCCCCCAGCGGCGCUGCUGCCAAAAACAACAUCAUUACGCAGGGCAGUCGCAGCAGGGGCCGCAGUCAAAGCGACGUUUCCUCUUCCACCACUGCUGACGGAAUGUACGGCGGCCGUAGCAGCUUCAAGGCCAGCAUGUCGGGGGCAGUAGGGGUGAAGGGAGGUGGCGGCGGCAGCAGCAGCGGCAGGGCUCAGUACGGCAGCCGUGCUGCUGCCGGCGGAGGCGGCCCCGCUAGUGUGGCGUCGUCGUCGGUUGGCAGCGGCAAUGCGGGGGGCGGCGCCAGCUUGACACGUGGGAGGGGUAGCGAGGGCCGGGGGCUGGGCGGCAGGGGCGGGGGAGGCGGAGGCGGCGGAGGGGGUGAUGGCAGCUCGGAGGGGCUACCUGCGGUUGGUUUGCGCAAGGGGCUGCGGAGGGCUGGGAAGUCCUGGCAUCCUGACGAUGACUGACGAGCCGGGGGGUUACUGUAGGACAUGGGGGGUGCUGCUGCUGCUGUGGAGGUUUGCGUGGGCCACAGGUAACGGCUGAUCGUGGUAGGGGCUUGUGGAGGAUGUUGUUUACGAUGUCAGGUUCGGUAGAGUCUGGGGUGGUGUGGGGGCGCGCCUUUGCUGGUGGUGGGGGUAGAGUGAUUCGCUCAAGCGCGUUUCAUGCUUUGUGGUAACCAGAUUUGCAAUGCGGGGGUGCAACUGUUCUUGACUUCAUCAUACACGUGACGUUAAGAGAGGAACUUAAGCCCUGCAUGGGCUGGUUCAGCUAUAGACUGUGAUAGACCUCACGACGAGAUGCGUGCCCUGGCGUGACUUUGUUUUGAUAGCAUGUUCAUAAGUGCUGUUUAGAUGGAUGCAUGCACUGUUCAUUUGUUGAUCAGCACUCUGGUUAUAUUGCGACCCAUUCUUUCCAUAGCACUAUCCAUAUUCCUGAUCAAGCAGCCUACCCGUAUGUGCGACCCACGGGUCAAUAUGGGACGCCUAUUUAAGCUCCAACGCCGAUGUGCCACACAACACGUUUCCCAUUGCCAUGGUACUCUACUACGUGCGGGCUACCCCACCGGGCUGGUUUUCUUGGUGGUCUUCCUGUCCUUCCUCUGUAACAGUCCACAUCGGAAAAAAAA
This is a messenger RNA of Astrephomene gubernaculifera, 7884 nucleotides long. Lineage: Eukaryota; Viridiplantae; Chlorophyta; Chlorophyceae; Chlamydomonadales; Astrephomenaceae. The record is from the annotation of a GenBank genome assembly.